AAGGAUCACGUGACUCCGCUCCGGCUAGUCUCCGCCUCCUUCCCCUCCCCAGGCCGGAGCGAGAGCUGUUGUGGACUGUGUAACAGGCUCUCGGCCCGGUGGACUGACUGGAGCAGGGACGCUGCAGCCGGUUAGGCCAGUGCCCUUUCCCGCUCUGGAAAGGAAGAGAAAUGGAAGUGAAAAAAUUGAGCAUUUCCUGGCAAUUCUUAAUAGUUCUGGUUCUGAUCCUGCAAAUUCUGUCUGCGUUGGAUUUUGACCCAUACAGAGUCCUAGGGGUCAGCCGAACAGCCAGUCAGGCUGACAUUAAAAAGGCUUAUAAGAAGCUCGCCCGGGAAUGGCAUCCUGACAAAAACAAAGAUCCUGGAGCAGAAGACAAGUUCAUUCAGAUUAGCAAGGCUUACGAGAUUCUUUCUAAUGAAGAAAAGAGAUCAAAUUAUGAUCACUAUGGAGAUGCUGGAGAGAACCAAGGGUACAAGAAGCAGCAACAGCAGCAAGAGUAUCGCUUCCGCCAUUUCCAUGAAAAUUUUUAUUUUGAUGAAUCAUUUUUUCACUUCCCUUUUAACUCUGAGCGGCGGGACUCAAUUGAUGAAAAGUAUUUAUUGCACUUUUCACAUUAUGUGAAUGAAGUGGUUCCAGAUAGCUUCAAGAAACCCUACCUCAUUAAGAUCACCUCAGACUGGUGCUUUAGCUGUAUCCAUAUUGAGCCUGUUUGGAAAGAAGUCGUCCAAGAACUUGAAGGAUUAGGUGUAGGAAUUGGCGUGGUCCAUGCUGGGUAUGAGAGACGCCUAGCCCAUCACCUGGGAGCACACAGUACACCAUCUAUCCUAGGAAUUAUAAAUGGGAAAGUCUCCUUCUUCCAUAACGCAGUUGUCCGUGAGAACCUACGGCAAUUUGUAGAAAGUCUUCUUCCAGGGAACUUGGUGGAGAAAGUUACAAAUAAAAAUUAUGUCAGAUUCCUCUCUGGUUGGCAGCAAGAGAAUAAACCUCAUGUCCUUCUGUUUGACCAAAUGCCAGUUGUGCCGCUACUAUACAAGUUGACUGCUUUUGCAUACAAAGAUUAUUUGUCCUUUGGCUAUGUGUAUGUGGGUUUGAGAGGGGCUGAAGAGCUGACAAGGCAGUACAACAUCAAUGUCCACGCCCCCACCCUCCUGAUCUUUAAAGAACACAUCAACAAACCUGCUGAUGUUAUCCAGGGCCGAGGUAUGAAGAAGCAGGUCAUUGAUGACUUCAUCACCCAAAACAAGUACCUCUUGGCAGCCAGGCUCACCAGUCAGAAGUUGUUCCAUGAACUCUGCCCUGUGAAACGGUCUCACCGACAGCGGAAGUACUGUGUAGUUUUACUGACUGCCGAGGCUACCAAGUUGAGUCAGCCCUUUGAGGCUUUCCUGUCCUUUGCCCUGGCAAACACGCAGGACACUGUGAGAUUCGUGCAUGUCUACAGCAGUCGACAGCAAGAGUUUGCCAACACCUUACUACCAGACAGUGACGUGUUUCGAGGAAAAUCAGCGGUGUCUAUCUUAGAAAGGCGCAACACAGCAGGAAGGGUGGUUUUUAAAACCCUGGAAGAUCCCUGGACUGGGAGCGAGAGUGAUAAGUUCAUCCUUUUGGGUUAUCUCGACCAACUGAGGAAAGAUCCAGCCCUCCUGUCCUCUGAAGCUGUGCUUCCCGACCUGACCGAUGAACUUGCCCCUGUGUUUCUACUUCGGUGGCUCUACUCUGCUUCUGAAUACAUCUCAGACUGCUGGGAUAGCAUAUUUCACAACAACUGGAGGGAAAUGAUGCCCCUCUUGUCCCUGAUCUUCUCGGCCCUCUUCAUCCUCUUUGGUACUGUCAUCAUGCAGGCUUUCAGUGAUUCAAAUGACGAACGAGAGUCAAACCCUCCAGAUAAACAGGAAGUCCAUGAGAAGUCUGGCAAGACAGAGCCAACCUUCAGCAAAGAAAACAGCAGCAAGAUUCCUAAAAAAGGCUUUGUGGAGGUAACUGAACUCACAGAUGUAACAUACACCAGUAACUUGGUACGUCUGAGGCCAGGCCACAUGAACGUGGUCCUCAUCCUGUCAAAUUCCACCAAGACCAGCCUUCUCCAGAAAUUUGCUUUGGAGGUCUACACAUUCACUGGGAGCAGCUGCCUCCAUUUCUCCUUCCUGAGUCUAGAUAAACACAGAGAGUGGCUAGAAUACUUACUAGAAUUUGCUCAAGAUGCAGCCCCAAUUCCAAACCAGUAUGAUAAGCAUUUCAUGGAUCGUGACUACACAGGCUAUGUACUGGCACUGAACGGCCACAAGAAGUACUUCUGCCUCUUCAAGCCCCAAAAAACAGUCGAGGAGGAGGAAGCAGCCAUAGGGUCAUGCAGUGAUCUUGACUCUUCUCUCCACCUGGGUGAAUCUCGAGGGAAAUCUUCCUCUGCCCUUGGGUCCAGGCCCAUCAAAGGGAAGUUGAGCAAGUUGUCCUUGUGGAUGGAACGCCUGUUGGAAGGCUCCUUACAGAGGUUUUAUAUCCCAUCGUGGCCUGAAUUAGACUGAGAGGAUUUCAAAAAGGGAAUUGAACUCUUCAGACUUUUUAACAUACCCCUGUGAACAGGUAUUUCCAGGACUCAAACUAUCCCAAGGAACAGAGUAUAGAUUUUAGAUUACUCUUCUAGAAUGGCUAGAAGAAUCUUUCCUUUGUCCUCUUCUAACCUCAGAGUGAAAAACAUCACAAGUU
Orycteropus afer afer is the source of this 2703-nucleotide messenger RNA. It is a transcript of the gene DNAJC16, whose product is annotated as DnaJ heat shock protein family (Hsp40) member C16. The record is from RefSeq and is a predicted model, not a curated record. Lineage: Eukaryota; Metazoa; Chordata; Mammalia; Tubulidentata; Orycteropodidae.